AUGCCUGGAACCAGAGCAGAGGACUGCAGGGAGGGAGAAUACUUACAUGAAGGUCACUGCUGUGUAUCUUGUCCAGCAGGUACUUACGUUGCUCAGCACUGCAGUGCUCCGCAUUUGAGAGGAAGAUGUGCCCCUUGCACCGAAGGAGAGGGUUAUACCGCUCAUGAGAACGGCUUAGAAGAAUGCUUGUUGUGCAGGCAGUGCAAAGAUGAUCAGAUAACUUUGAGACCCUGUACUCUGACGCAUGAUACUGAAUGCCAGUGCAAACAAGGGUAUUUCUGCCCUGCCAAGGGCUGUGAAAUAUGUCAGAGAUGCAGUACAGUGUGUCCAGAAGGGAAAGAAAUUGUGCAGAAUUGCAAUGCUACUAUGGACCUAGGAUGUGGCUUACCCAGUCAAGGAAGCACAGCUCUUGUUUGGAUUAUUGUGAUUAUUUUGGUUCUUGGUGGCAUUUCGCUGUUCUUCGUAAUUAGAAAGCUGAAUAGGGAUAAAGCUGCUUCAACUGAUACUGAUGCAGAGAAGGGUCUGAAAGUGGAUUCAAUGAGGAUGAUGUUUGACUACCUGUGUCGAGUGGUUCUCACAGCCGUGCUUAUGCAUAUUGGUCACAUGGUGGUGUCACAUGAGUCUGAGGGCAGUACUGAAAGCCUCAUUUUACCAGAAGCGGAGACACCUGCAAAUAACGCAGCCAACCCAGAGGGUGAGAACCCUGGUGAGAGCCCAGAGGGCCAAGCACAAACCAACAUUAACUUGGAAGUAAAAAACACAUCACCAGAGCAAAACAAUGUUGUGCUUUCCGAGCGGGGCAUCAUCCUGCAUGGAGGCUGGAGGUGCCAAAUGAAAAGGUGCUGGAGGAGGAUUGCUGAAUCUUCGCUACCAGCAAAAACUGGGCAGAAUCCUGCUUUACAUCAAAAUGCCCCAUCUAACGUACCAAGUGGUAGGAUGGCAGCAAAUUGUAUGGUACGAGAAUCAAAGUGUCGAAUAAUUGUUAAAGAUCUCUCUCAAAAAGAACUGAGAUACACCUUUUUGACCUUUAUAAAGGAAGUACCACCAAAAAAAUGGAAGCAGCUUAUGAGAACUCAUCUGCAGGAAAAUGAUAUUGUUAAAAUUAUUCAUGACUUUCCUAAUGAUAUAGAAGAGCAAUCUUAUCAGAUGCUUCUCACGUGGAAAAACACACUGGGAGAGAAACAAUCUAUUAUUAAGUUACUGGAUGAGUUAAGGUAUCUAGAUACCAAAAAUUAUAAUAAUGUAUUGAACACUUUAAAAAGUAAUAACAUUAUAAAUAAAUGGGAAGCUGCAGAUUAA
Molecule: messenger RNA, 1299 nt
Organism: Phaethon lepturus (White-tailed tropicbird)
Lineage: Eukaryota; Metazoa; Chordata; Aves; Phaethontiformes; Phaethontidae
Exons: 10
Coding region: 1-1299 (432 amino acids)
Biological process (GO): TRAIL-activated apoptotic signaling pathway; apoptotic process; immune response
Cellular component (GO): plasma membrane; cell surface
Molecular function (GO): protein binding; transmembrane signaling receptor activity
Source: RefSeq, a predicted model, not a curated record